AACUGUAAUUUUACAAAUACCUUCAAGCUUGUUCUAUGAGAUUUCAACAUGGAGAAUGUCACUGAAGUUUCUAUAUUUGUACUGAAAGGCUUCACAGACAAUGUUGAACUGCAGAUCAUCUUUUUCUUCUUGUUUCUAGCAAUUUACCUCUUUACCCUCAUGGGAAAUUUAGGAUUGAUUAUACUGGUCAUUGGGGAUUCCAGGCUUCACAACCCCAUGUACUAUUUUCUGAGUGUGUUGUCUUCUGUGGAUGCCUUGUUUUCCUCAGUUAUUACACCAUAUAUGCUAUUAGAUUUUAUGUCAAAAGAUAAAGUCAUUUCAGUCCCUGGAUGUGCAGCACAGAUGUUUCUUGCUGUUACUUUUGGAACCACAGAAUGCUUUCUCUUGGCUGCAAUGGCCUAUGAUCGCUAUGUGGCCAUCUACAACCCACUACUGUAUUCAGUGAGCAUGUCACCCAGGGUCUACGUGUCACUCAUCAUUGCUUCCUAUAUCGGUUGCAUUUUACAUGCUACAACACACAUAGUGGCCACAUUCAGCCUGUCUUUCUGUGGAUCCAAUGAAAUUAGACAUUUCUUUUGUGAUAUCCCUCCUCUCCUCGCCAUUUCUUGUUCUGAUACUCACACUAACCAGCUGCUACUCUUCUACUUUACUGGCUCUAUUGAGAUAUCCACUAUCCUAAUAGUCCUGUUCUCCUAUGGUUUCAUUCUGGUGUCCAUUCUGAAGAUGCACUCUGCUGAAGGGAAACAAAAAGUGUUCUCUACANGUUUAAGGAACAAUGAUGUAAAAUUGGCAAUUCAGAAAGUUUUGGGGAAAAAUUGUUUUAUCAAUAAAGUUCACUUUUUACAUUGA
This is a messenger RNA of Galeopterus variegatus (Sunda flying lemur), 849 nucleotides long. RefSeq names its product olfactory receptor 5T2-like. NCBI's taxonomy places the organism in Eukaryota, Metazoa, Chordata, Mammalia, Dermoptera, Cynocephalidae. The record is from RefSeq and is a predicted model, not a curated record. Gene Ontology annotation, molecular function: olfactory receptor activity; G protein-coupled receptor activity; odorant binding. The transcript has a single exon. Gene Ontology annotation, cellular component: membrane. Gene Ontology annotation, biological process: G protein-coupled receptor signaling pathway; sensory perception of smell. Bases 49 to 849 code for a protein of 266 amino acids.